Exophiala viscosa is the source of this 1257-nucleotide messenger RNA. RefSeq lists its product as uncharacterized. Lineage: Eukaryota; Fungi; Ascomycota; Eurotiomycetes; Chaetothyriales; Herpotrichiellaceae. The transcript has a single exon. Gene Ontology annotation, molecular function: oxidoreductase activity. The coding region runs from base 432 to 1238 and encodes 268 amino acids. The record is from RefSeq and is a predicted model, not a curated record.
CCCUUGAGAACGUGAUCAACUACCGGCCUGACUAUGGCUCGAAGGGCUAGCUUCCGUGGUGAAGUCAAGGAAGGCACUUUGGGGUAGGUUGAUGGGGGAGGUCCGGGCUAUCAUGGCAGAAAUAAUGUACCCCUCUCACCCGGGCUGCGGUAGCCUCGCCCCGAGAUUGGUGCCGUUUGUCAGAGGAGCUCAGAAUCCGAAUCGAUUGCGGUUUGCAUCAACCGAUUUGUGAUAUCUUUCUGCACAUACAGCGGCCAGCGGUUUGCCGUGUUCAGCGAAGUAUCAAGUAGCGGCGAGCCGGGGGAGGGAGCAAUCUGCGACCGUAUCACUGUCGGACCAUUUAUUCAGGGGGAAGCCAAAAUUCGAAUCUGCCACGGAAGUGAAAUCUCUUUCAAAAAGAGCAAGACAAGGAGCCACGCAGCAAAAUCACCAUGGAAGAAGCCGGCGCCAACAUUCCACCCAUCAAAGUCUACCCAGACAAAUAUGCAGGCCAGAUCGUCGUUAUCGAUGGCGCUGCCCAGGGCAUCGGUGAGAUGACCUCUAAGCUCUUUGCUUCUCAAGGCGCAACGGUAGUCAUGGUGGAUAUUCAGGAAGACAAGUUGAAGAGGGUCAAAUCUGCAAUCGACACCGCUGGUGGCGGUAGAGCCGAAUAUCGCAUUUGCAAUGUCGGAAGCGACACCGAGGUCAAUGCCUUGAUCGAGGACGUCGUCGGCACGUACGGCAAAAUCGACGUCCUGAUUCAUUAUGCCGCCGUAUAUCCGUUCAUUCCACUCCUCGGACACUCGACAGAAGACUACAGGCGCAUCAUGAAUGUCAACAUGGACGCGGCCUUUUUCCUUGCUCGUGCAGUCUUGCCACACAUGCAAAAGGCCGGUUACGGGCGAAUCAUCAACACAUCCUCGGGAACACUCCAGUUGCCCGAUAGGGGUCUUUCCAUCUAUGUCGCUGCAAAGUCGGCAAUUCUGGGCUUCACACGAUCUUUGGCGGUAGAGGCUGGACCGGGAGUCACUGCUAAUAUCAUUCUUCCGGGCUUGAUCAGAACGGAGGCGGUCUGGAACAAUCACGUUCAGCCCGAUGGAUCGCAUCGCCUGUUUGACAUGCUGAUUCAAAAACAGUGCGUCAAGAGGCAUGGACGACCCGAGGAUAUCGCUCACACGGUCAACUUCAUUGCCAGUCCCGAGGCACAAUUCAUCACAGGUCAAAUAUUCGAUUGUGGAGGAGGAGCAACCUUCCAUUGAUAAAACAUGCAGCUCGAUG